AUGCCACAAAACAAUCCAAACCCCACGAGCGGCAGCCUCAACACCCAAGCUGUCGAACCCAGGCCCGGUCACGAGGUCCCGUCAAUCGCCGUGCCGGGGCAGACAAAGACGCAGCAUAACGUCACCGUGGUACCAGGCACCGAGAAUGCACCUAGGAGGGAGAUUGGAGAGCAGGCGCCGAGAAAGAAGAGAUUGGUGGGUUUUCCCUUCUUCCUUGCCCCGCACUCUCGUAAUUGAGCUUUGAACUGACGAUCCUGUUUUCAAGAGCUUCGGCGGCGGUAACGACGGCCGUGGAAGUCCCAUGUUCGCCAAUCUCGAGAGCGCCCGGGCGAAACAUCUGGCGAGUGGGUACGACGACCAGAAGCCUCCGGAUGGCUUCAUCGGCGCUGCCUUCAAGAGGUUUAUUACCGGCAAUCCUAGGGCGGAAACAAUUGUCCACCGUAGCAAGUGA
This is a messenger RNA of Tuber aestivum (summer truffle), 451 nucleotides long. The record is from the annotation of a GenBank genome assembly. NCBI's taxonomy places the organism in Eukaryota, Fungi, Ascomycota, Pezizomycetes, Pezizales, Tuberaceae.